Messenger RNA from Amborella trichopoda, 926 nucleotides. RefSeq names its product glutathione S-transferase PARB. Gene Ontology annotation, biological process: glutathione metabolic process. NCBI's taxonomy places the organism in Eukaryota, Viridiplantae, Streptophyta, Magnoliopsida, Amborellales, Amborellaceae. Gene Ontology annotation, molecular function: glutathione transferase activity; glutathione binding. Gene Ontology annotation, cellular component: cytoplasm. The record is from RefSeq and is a predicted model, not a curated record.
GAGGAGAAGCAAGGAUAGAGAGAGAAGAGUUAUUUGAUCUAUCUUUUAGUGUUAAGGGUUUGUUUGUUCGGUGAAAAUGGCGAUUAAGCUUCAUGGGAGCUGGAUGUCUACUGCCACACUUAGAGUUGGCGCCACUCUCUACGAGAAGGGCCUCGAUUUUGAGCUGGUUCCAGUUGACCUCAGUGCCCAUGAACACAAGCAAGAGAAUUUCCUUUCCUUGAACCCGUUUGGGCAGGUUCCAGCAUUUGAAGAUGGGGAUCUCAAGCUUUUUGAAUCAAGGGCAAUAACUAAAUACAUAGCAUAUAAAUACAAGGAACAAGGCACAGAGUUGGUUGGAGCCAAUUUUUCGGAAAUGCCGAUCAUUGGUGUGUGGAUGGAGGUUGAGGCUCACCAUUUCGCAGGCCCCUCCACAAAGCUCGUAUGGGAACUUUGUAUUAAGCCUAUGAUCGGAAUUCCAGUCGAUGAGACAGUAGUCGAGGAGGCAACCGGCAAGCUAAACGGAGUCUUGGACGUGUAUGAAGCCAGGUUAGCCAAGAACAAGUAUCUUGGUGGUGAUGAGUUCAGCCUAGCAGAUCUCCACCACUUGCCCAACAUUCGCUACAUUCUGAUGACACCUAAGGCUUCGCUCUUUACUUCGCACCCGCACGUGAGCAGGUGGUGGUCGGACAUUUCUUCUCGCCCUGCUUGGACCAAGGCGGCGGCGCUCUCUGAUGCGGCCAUCCCUAAGCAGGCUUAGACUGCAAUAAAAUGAAUGCAAAUCUUACAGUUUGCUUCAUUUCGCUUCCUUUUUGUUUUGCUUUAGGCGUUUGUUUUGCUGUCGAAUGCAUUAUCCGAUGUGUGAGGAAAUGGUUGCUCCCAUGUGCAGAAGGACCACACCAUUUGGUUGUUGUAGCGUAUAAACAAUCUAGAUGGCUCAGAUUCAACAA